Phytophthora nicotianae INRA-310 is the source of this 2328-nucleotide messenger RNA. RefSeq lists its product as hypothetical. The coding region runs from base 65 to 2323 and encodes 752 amino acids. Gene Ontology annotation, cellular component: plasma membrane; endoplasmic reticulum membrane. Gene Ontology annotation, biological process: (1->6)-beta-D-glucan biosynthetic process. Gene Ontology annotation, molecular function: glucosidase activity. Lineage: Eukaryota; Oomycota; Peronosporomycetes; Peronosporales; Peronosporaceae. The record is from RefSeq and is a predicted model, not a curated record. The transcript has a single exon.
AAUGGUUUGGAAGCCUCCACUCAUAAACUAGCCAACAACACUGCACCACGCGCAUGUUCUCACCAUGAUACGAGCACUCGCGCUCUUUUUGUCACUAUGGAACGCUCCAUUGUAUACUUUCCCGGUAGCUGCUGCGAAUCAAAAGGAAUACCCUACCAAGUCUGGUCUUCGAGCGUGGGUGGACCCAGCGACGCCAGCCAGCGCACAAUCGAUCACAACAUCCAGAGGUGAGAAAUGGCAGCUCGUCAUGAGCGACGAGUUCAACACAGCAAACCGAAGCUUCCGACCGGGCGACGACCAUCUCUGGACUUCGCUAGAGAAACCUGACGGCGUGAACGGAGCCCUCGAAGUUUAUUCCCACAACAUGACCUCCACGAAAUGCGACGCCGAUGGAACGUGCUACUUCUACAUCGAAGCCAUUGACGAUGUGAGCGAGAUAACCGUAUACAACGCGUACCUGAAUCCUCCUCAGUACGAGAACGUGUCCUUUUUCUAUAGAGCAGGAAUGGUGCAGUCAUGGAACAAAUUCUGUUAUCAAGGUGGUCUCAUGGAGGUACGGGCUCAACUACCAGGAGCACUAUCCAAGAAUUCUGGGAAUCCAGACCUUGCACUCGGUAAAUCCGGACGAGUAACAAGUGGCAGCUACUAUCCGACGUGGCCGGGCAUUUGGAUGAUGGGGAACCUCGGUCGUGCUAUUUUCUCAGCUUCCACGAGUCGAAUGUGGCCAUUCUCCUACAACAAAUGCGAGCCAGAUAUCUUUGACCCAAGAAAUCAACGUAUCAGCGCGUGCGACGAUGAUCCAGGCUACGGGUUGAACCCGAACCAAGGCCGUGGAGCCCCUGAGAUCGAUAUCUUAGAAGGAGGCGGGGUGGCUAUCUCGUCAUCCUUACAGAUUGCGCCUGGAAUGCCCAGUGACUUCAGAUUGUUCCCAGCGGAAGAAAAAUACGACGCAAAGAAUAUAUACUGUGUGUACCAGUACAAUUGCGAGACACCCGGUGCGAACCUCAUUGACAUUCCGACCACGUACUACGAAAAGGAGCGUGGCCAUAAGUCCUGGUAUCAAGGUCUUCGCUACGCUUCGAACAACUUUUGUGCUCCCACCGCGGAUGAAAAACAGGAUCUCGAUACGAUUAAAGCGUCGCUGAAAGCUGGAAUCACAGAUAAUACGUGCACGAUUGAGACGUGCCCAGGGUCACUUGACCCGAACAGUGCCUUGGAACUGAUCGACGGAGUCGGUUCGGAGUAUUGGGGUAUCAACAGCAACGGUACGUGCUUCCCGGUUAUGAAUUCAUACAUGGGUUCGUACUUGUGUGACCCGGAUAAUACCGAUGAAAAAUGCCUCGAACCGCGCAACUCUACCACACCGAAAAGUAACUCGAUGGAGCCGUUUAACUACCAAAUGGAUGCAAUCUCAGCAAAUUGGCCGGUGCAUUUAGGCGCGUAUAUGGACUAUUUCGUGUAUCAAGUCGAGUGGGUGACUGGAGAGAAUGGAUAUGUACGCUGGAUGGGGGCCGGUCAACCUCUCUUUGAAGUUACAGCGGAGGCUUUCUCUGUUGUUCCUCAAAAUGACAAGAAAAAUAAUCCGCAAAAACUCAUGUUAGAGGAACCGAUGUCGAUUAUAUUCAACGUGGCUUUGUCACGUUCAUGGGGUGCAGCACCCCCUAAUCCAGGUUACGAAUGUCGUGGCGAUGGUACCGAUGAGACUGUCAACAAAAUUUGCGAUGACUUCCCGAUGUUCCUGAAAAUUGAUUAUAUCCGAUUGUACCAGGAUCCUAAAGGGAAUCGUGGUAAGGACGACUACAUGCAACUUGGAUGUGAUCCAGCGAGCCACCCGACACGAGAAUGGAUUCAAGGUCACUUGGAUGAGUACGAGGACUUUGAUAAUCCCUGGACGGAGGUAGUUGGUAAAGGUUUCUGCGAGACUGACAAUGACUGUACUAUUGGUAAUAACGGGAGUCGAAAAUUAGUCACGGGAAAAUGCGUCGAAUCUCGCUGUGUCUGCUCGUAUCCGGAUUCGUGGGGUGGACCAAGAUGCACUAUUGCUCUCGCUGAAGAAUCGACCAGCACGGGAGCCAUUAUGCAGCGUACGUAUGGUCCCUCCAUGGGGGUAUCUCUCACUGUGGCAAUCAUUUCACUUUUAUCGACUUUUAUCGCUGCCUGGAUGUCCGUGCGAACGCUGAAGAAACAGGCAGAUGAGGCUAUCAAGACGGCAGAAGAGAAGAAAAUGGAGCAAACACGUCCGUCGUUCCCCAUAAAUCUGUCCAUUUCAGAAUACGAUAUUACGCCACAGCCAAAGGAUAAUUACAGUCAGAACUUCUUGUAGAUCGC